Ceutorhynchus assimilis (cabbage seed weevil) is the source of this 3069-nucleotide messenger RNA. The record is from the annotation of a GenBank genome assembly. NCBI's taxonomy places the organism in Eukaryota, Metazoa, Arthropoda, Insecta, Coleoptera, Curculionidae.
AUGCAUUUUUCGGUUCUUCUGGUCACUGUUCUAGUGACAUGUGCCAUACAGACACACGGAUCCACUGCUAGAACGGAAAGACAAUUUUCCAAAAUUGAAAAACGACAAGCAACAAAUAAUGCAGAUCAAAUGGUGCAAAAUAUCCUCGAGUGGCUGCAAGGUGUCUACGCUCAAAACAGCAGAAGAAUUCGUCAAGGCACUUUACGUACAUACCUACCACCGCCAAAUUCCGAAAAACCACGCCCGUUCCAGACUGGAUAUCCACCGGCGAAAUAUUAUCCAGAACCGCCGUUUCCGUUCCCAACUAGUCCAGUAACUGGUGGCGUGACAGGACCUGAUGACAAUUUGCUGCCUCCCGAACUGGGAUCAGGCGGUGGAGAAUCUGGCUACACUGGACCAGAGGGUCCUGGAUUGACUAUCUCUACAGAAGGUGGUUUGCUGCCUGGAGGACCAACUACCUCGUUGCCAACCUCAGACAAUGGAGAACAACCAGCAGGUGGUCUAUUCCCAACGCAUGCGGCCGGUAUUCCGGAAGCACCAUCAACAACAUUGCAGCCUGGAGGAAUCCCUGAAGGUGGCCCAACAACAACAUUGCAACCUGGCUAUCCAGCACACGCAGGAGGUAUCUCAGAAGGUGGUCCAACACCAACCACUUUGCAGCCUGGCUAUCCAUCACAUGCAGGUGGAAUUUCUGAAGGGGGUCCAACGACAACAUUGCAACCUGGAUAUCCAUCACAUGCAGGUGGAAUUCCUGAAGGAGGUCCAAUAACAACUGGCUAUCCAACACAUGCAGGUGGAAUUCCUGAAGGUGGCCCAACAACAACAUUGCAGCCUGGCUAUCCAUCACAUGCAGGUGGAGUUCCUGAAGGAGGUCCAAUAACAACUGGGUAUCCAACACAUGGAGAAAGAAUCCCAGAAGGUGGUCCAACAACAACAUUGCAGCCUGGCUAUCCAUCACAUGCAGGUGGAACUCCUGAAGGAGGUCCAACGACAACACUGCAACCUGGCUAUCCAUCACAUGCAGGUGGAAUUCCUGAAGGAGGUCCAAUAACAACUGGGUAUCCAACACAUGGAGGAGGAAUCCCUGAAGGAGGUCCAACAACAACAUUACAACCUGGCUAUCCAUCACAUGCAGGUGAGAUUCCUGAAGGAGGUCCAUCGACAACAUUGCAACCUGGCUAUCCAACACAUGCAGGAGGAAUUCCUGAAGGCGCUCCAACAACAACUUUGCAACCUGGAUAUCAAACACAUGCUGGAGGAGUUCCUGAAGGAACAACCACAUUACAACCAGGAUAUCCGACACAUGCUGCAGGCUUACGAACCACGGAACAACCUGCAACAGCUGGAGUUCAUGAAGGUGGGCCCACUUCAGAACAGCCUGUCUUUCCCACUCAUGCUGCAGGGUUACCGACUACAAAACAACCCGAGGAAGAAGUUCCAACUGGAGUAGAAGGUGCUUCAACAACAGCAAAUCUAAUUCCAGAAGGCACAGGAGUAGGAGUUUCAAUUCAUACAGGCAUUCAAACUACAAGUCAACCUGAAGGAUCUGUAGGACCUGAUCAUGCGCAGCCCAGUAUUGCUCCAGAAGGCACAAGCCAACCUUCACAUGAAGGUACUACAGCUGCUGGACUGCCAGAAUCUACUCCAGGUGUUCAUUAUUCUCUUCAACCUGGUGAUCAAACUGGCACUAGUUUACAACCAGGACCUGAAGCAGGUUCCACACAUUCUCCUCAAGAAAUUCCUGCUGGCGAAGAAACACCAGCUCCUGUCCCUGAAGGAACUCCAUCAGCUUCAGAAGGAACUCCUGGAUCAGAACCAGUACCUGAAGAACCAUCUGCUGGUCCAAGCACAUUGGUCCCUAGUGGCUUUACUACUUCAACCACAGAAGCUCCAAGCGAAACUGAAAAAGCUGGAGAAGAUGUUUUAUCAGUUACUAACCAAGACACAACUAUUAGCCCUGAAGCAAACACCAUUCCAGGAAAAACAUCGCCCAUUGAUGAUGAUGAUCUAAAACAUCCUCCACACAUUCACGCUAUUGAUGUUCAAUGCGGUAAAGAAAGGAUGACCAUCAACAUUGAAUUCAACAGAGAGUUUAACGGUGUUAUCUACUCUAAAGGCUUCUUUAAUACACCCGAGUGCAGAUACGUUCAAGAGAACUCGGGACAAACCAAAUAUACCUUCACAGUCAACUUGGACAUGUGCGGGACUCAAUUUGUUAACGGUUUUGACUCUGAAAAUCAAUCAUAUUUGGAAAACGUUUUAGUAUUGCAAAACGAAGCUGGCAUUCAAGAAGUUUGGGACACUGUCAGAUCGGUCAGAUGUCUGUGGGAAGGCAACCUUAAGGACAGCUUAAGCGUUGCACUCAGCGUUGACAUGCUAAGCCAAGAAAUAGUAACCUUUAGUGGCGACACUGCCAUGGCUAAAUUAGAUGUAGUACUUGGCAGAGGACCAUUUGGAGAACCAGCUAAUGGGUUGGUUAAAAUUGGAGAACAAAUGACAUUAGUUGUUUCGGUAACUGGAGAUCCUGCGUUUGAUUUGCAAGUGAAAGAUUGCAGAGCAGUUGAUGCGGAAAACAAAAAUACUAUAGCCCUUACAGAUGAAGAUGGUUGUGUAUUGAAACCGAAAUUGUUUGGAGCUUUCCAGAAAACCAAAGAAACUGGGGACAGUGGAGCAUCUAUAAUCGCUUACGCGUAUUUGAAUGCCUUCAAAUUCCCUGAUCAAAUGGAUUUGAUGAUUGAAUGUAAUAUUGAAUUGUGUAAAAAUGACUGCGAUAUGUGCACAAAAGAAGAUCAGGUAUUAGAGCCAUCUAAAAGGCGUAAGAGGAGAGAUGUUUCUAAUUCGACUAUUACCGGCGAUUGGGUUACGAUGGGUAAAUUGGUAAGGGUAAUUUUGCCAGAAGAGCUCAACAAGCAAACCGCUUUAGAAGUCACUGCCAGAGACCACAUAUGCAUGUCGAUACAAGGUUUUGUGUUCUCAACUGCCAUUUUAGUUUCUUUGUUGGUAUUAAGUAGCUUUACUUGUGUGUGUUUGUGGAUGAAGAGGAAAGAAAAAGUGUACCUUAAGUAUUAG